AUGUUAUAUAAUGGUAUCAAGCAAGAAAAUCAAUGUUUUAUUGAGCAAGGUUCUUUUCAUGUUAUGUUUGACUUGAUCAAGAGUAUUGUAUUACUUUCAGCACAAGUCCAUUUUGUAGAUCCUAUUAUUGAUAUUUGGGCAGGUACAAAGACCAACCAUUGGAUUGGGAUUAGAAUCAACUUAACCUUUAGCUCUUGGAUUGGAAUGAGUCAGUCAUCUUCAACAAUAAGUGUCACGCCUGAGCGUCGUGAAAUUCGAAUGGAUUGUACACAAGCUUAUUUGACUUUAAGUCCAGAUGUGACUAUCAAUGCUCCUUCUGUUGCUUGCAAAGCAUUUGACAAUCCAAAGGGAGCCUUAUGUACUCCUCAGAGUUGUUAUCACUCAAGUACUUGUCAUGAAUGUAGAAAGAUAGUUGUGAAUUCUGAUGAUGAAGAAGAACUUUCAGACUUAUCUUACAAUGAAGUAAAUUGUGAAACAGAUUAUCAUUUAGGUAUUCAAACUUCAAAUGAAAGAAUGGAUAGUAUUUGUACAGAUGAGAAUCAUGAUAAUUUUGUUUGCAAUGGCCAUUGUGUUGGAUUUACCACUUGUCAUAAUUGUAUUGAGGUUUCAGGCAAUUCUGAGUUAUUAGAUUGA
Molecule: messenger RNA, 633 nt
Organism: Melampsora larici-populina 98AG31
Lineage: Eukaryota; Fungi; Basidiomycota; Pucciniomycetes; Pucciniales; Melampsoraceae
Exons: 6
Coding region: 1-633 (210 amino acids)
Source: RefSeq, a predicted model, not a curated record